CUCAGUUGGUGCUACUCCUCAGAGCCGAAGAGCAGCCGCCAGAGCGCGGAGCCCAAGCCAGGAGCGCGGAGCCGCGGCGCUCAGUCUCCACUGAGGACGCCGCCGCCUCCGGGGCUGUUCGCCAGCCUGUAGCCCCCAGCCCCAGUCCCUGCUUGGCCGCCGCGGGAAGGGGAUGCGCCCGCCAGUAAAGCAUGACCAGGACCGCCACGUUUGUCUUCCUUCUGCAGCUGUUGCACCCAGCAGAGGGACAGGGCUUUGCAGGUGGUUGCUCAUUUGAUGAACACUACAGCAGCUGUGGUUACAGUGUUGCUCUGGGGACCAAUGGAUUUACCUGGGAGCAAAUUAAUACGUGGGAAAAGCCAAUGUUGGAUCCUGCUGUGCCCACAGGUUCCUUCAUGAUGGUGAACAGCUCUGGGCGGGCAUCUGGACAAAAAGCUCACUUGCUUUUACCGACCUUGAAGGAGAAUGAUACGCACUGUGUCGAUUUCCAUUACUACUUAUCUAGCAGAGACCGGUCCAGCCCUGGAUCAUUGAAUGUUUAUGUGAAAGUUAAUGGAGGACCACAGGGUAACCCCAUCUGGAACGUGUCAGGGAUUGUGACAGAAGGCUGGGUGAAGGCGGAGCUGGCAAUCAGCACCUUUUGGCCACAUUUCUAUCAGGUUAUAUUUGAGUCGGUAUCUUUGAAAGGGCAUCCUGGCUACAUAGCAGUGGACGAAGUUCGAGUCCUUGCUCAUCCAUGUCGAAAAGCACCUCAUUUCCUGCGACUCCAAAAUGUUGAAGUGAAUGUGGGACAGAAUGCAACAUUCCAGUGUAUAGCUGGGGGAAAGUGGUCCCAACAUGACAAACUCUGGCUCCAGCAAUGGAAUGGGAGAGAUACUGCCCUUAUGGUCACCCGAGUGGUCAACCACCGAAGGUUUUCAGCUACAGUUAGUGUGGCCGACACAUCUCAGAGGAGCAUCAGCAAGUACCGAUGUGUCAUUCGCUCUGACGGUGGCUCUGGAGUAUCUAAUUAUGCAGAAUUAAUAGUAAAAGAACCUCCCACGCCCAUUGCUCCUCCUGAGUUGCUAGCAGUUGGGGCCACGUAUCUGUGGAUUAAACCGAAUGCCAAUUCCAUAAUUGGAGAUGGUCCCAUCAUUCUGAAGGAGGUGGAGUACCGUACAACCACAGGAAACUGGGCUGAGACCCACAUCGUUGAUUCCCCCAACUACAAGCUAUGGCACCUGGACCCUGACGUGGAGUAUGAAAUCCGAGUACUGCUCACCCGGCCAGGCGAGGGAGGGACGGGCCCUCCGGGCCCCCCGCUGACCACCAGGACCAAGUGUGCAGAUCCUGUGCACGGUCCCCAGAAUGUGGAGAUUGUAGACAUCCGCUCCAGACAACUGACCCUCCAGUGGGAACCUUUUGGGUAUGCAGUGACCCGUUGCCACAGCUACAACCUCACCGUCCAGUACCAGUAUGUAUUCAAUCAACAGCAGUAUGAAGCUGAGGAAGUCAUACAGACAUCAUCCCACUAUACCCUGAGGGGUCUGCGCCCAUUCAUGACCAUCCAGCUGAGGCUUGUGCUCUCCAACCCAGAGGGCAAGAUGGAAAGUGAAGAGCUUGUGGUGCAGACGGAGGAGGAUGUUCCUGGAGCUGUUCCACUUGAAUCCAUCCAAGGAGGGCCCUUUGAGGAGAAGAUCUAUGUCCAGUGGAAACCUCCCAAUGAGACCAAUGGCCUGAUCACACUCUAUGAGAUAAACUACAAGGCUGUGGGCUCCCUUGAUCCCAAUGCUGACCUUUCCAGUCAGAGGGGGAAAGUCUUCAAGCUUCGGAAUGAAACCCAUCACCUGUUUGUAGGCCUGUAUCCUGGCACAACCUAUUCAUUCACCAUCAAGGCCAGCACAUCAAAGGGCUUUGGGCCUCCCAUCACUACACGCAUUGCAACCAAAAUUUCAGCUCCUUCAAUGCCUGAGUAUGACACAGAUUCACCUCUGAAUGAGACAGACACAACCAUUACAGUCAUGCUGAAGCCUGCUCGAUCCCGGGGUGCACCUGUCAGUGUCUAUCAGUUGGUGGUCAAGGAGGAGAGACUUCAGAAGGCCAGGAGGGCUGCAGACAUCAUUGAGUGCUUCUCAGUGCCUGUGAGCUACAAGAAUGCUUCUAGCCUGGAUUCUCUACACUACUUUGCAGCCGAAUUGAAGCCUGUCAACCUGCCAGUUACACAGCCAUUCACAGUAGGGGACAAUAAAACCUACAAUGGCUAUUGGAAUGCUCCUCUUUCACCCUUGAAGAGUUACAGCAUCUACUUCCAGGCUUUGAGCAAAGCCAAUGGAGAAACCAAAAUCAACUGUGUUCGACUGGCAACAAAAGCAGUUAUGGGUAGGCAACAGGUGACCACGGGGACUCCAUUCUACCUCCUGAGCACAGGAGCAUCCACACAGAAUUCCAAUGCUGUGGAACCUGAGAAACAGGUGGAUAAUACAGUGAAAAUGGCCGGAGUGAUCGCCGGGCUCCUGAUGUUUGUCAUUAUCCUCCUGGGUGCCAUGCUCACGAUCAAGAGAAGAAGAAAUGCAUAUUCCUACUCCUAUUACUUGAAACUAGCCAAGAAACAGAAGGAGACUCAGAGCAGCACCCAGAGGGAGAUGGGGCCUGUGGCAACAACCGACAAGACCACCACCAAGCUGAGCACCGCUAGAAAUGAAGAAGGCUUUUCCUCCAGCACUCAGGAUGUGAAUGGAUUCAGCAGCAGCCGCGGGGAGUUGGCUCAGCCCACACUGACCAUUCAGACCCAUCCGUACAGGAGCUGUGAGCCAGUGGAAAUGUCCUACCCCCGGGACCAGUUCCAACCUGCAAUCCGCGUAGCGGACCUACUGCAGCACAUCACGCAGAUGAAGCGCGGUCAAGGCUAUGGCUUCAAGGAGGAAUACGAGGCAUUACCUGAGGGACAGACGGCAUCUUGGGACACAGCCAAGGAAGAUGAAAACCGCAAUAAGAAUCGAUAUGGGAACAUCAUCUCCUGUAGGUGCAAAGAUGAUCACUCAAGAGUCAGACUGCUGAUGCUGGAUGGAGACCCACAUUCUGACUACAUUAAUGCCAACUACAUUGAUGGAUAUCAUCGACCCCGUCAUUACAUUGCCACUCAAGGUCCAAUGCAGGAAACUGUCAAGGACUUUUGGAGGAUGAUUUGGCAGGAGAAUUCAGCCAGUGUUGUGAUGGUGACAAAUCUCGUGGAAGUGGGGAGGGUGAAAUGUGUUAGGUAUUGGCCAGAUGACACAGAAGUUUAUGGAGAUAUUAAAGUCACAUUAAUCGAAACAGAGCCGCUGGCUGAGUAUGUCAUACGCACAUUUACUGUUCAGAAGAAAGGCUAUCAUGAGAUCCGUGAAAUCCGGCUGUUCCAUUUCACCAGCUGGCCUGACCAUGGGGUUCCGUGCUAUGCCACAGGUCUACUGGGCUUUGUCCGGCAGGUGAAAUUCCUCAACCCUCCUGAGGCAGGCCCCAUAGUGGUCCACUGCAGUGCUGGAGCAGGGAGGACAGGUUGUUUCAUUGCUAUUGAUAUCAUGCUCGACAUGGCAGAAAAUGAAGGUGUGGUGGACAUAUUCAACUGUGUAAGAGAGCUUCGAUCCCAAAGGGUCAAUCUUGUGCAAACAGAGGAGCAGUAUGUGUUUGUCCAUGAUGCCAUCUUGGAGGCCUGCCUUUGUGGCAACACAGCUAUUCCUGUGUGUGAGUUCCGGUCCAUAUACUAUAACAUUAGCAGACUGGAUCCACAGACCAAUUCCAGCCAAAUAAAAGAUGAAUUUCAGACCCUCAAUAUUGUGACACCCCGUGUCCGGCCUGAGGACUGCAGCAUUGGGCUCCUGCCAAGAAAUCAUGACAAGAAUCGCAGCAUGGAAGUCCUCCCUCUUGACCGCUGUCUUCCCUUUCUUAUCUCUGUGGAUGGAGAAUCAAGCAAUUACAUCAAUGCAGCAUUAAUGGAUAGCCACAAGCAACCAGCGGCCUUUAUCGUCACUCAGCACCCUCUUCCCAACACUGGAGCUGACUUCUGGAGGCUGGUGUUCGAUUACAAUUGCUCCUCGGUGGUGAUGCUGAAUGAGAUGGAUACUGCCCAGCUCUGCAUGCAGUAUUGGCCAGAGAAAACGUCUUGUUGUUACGGGCCAAUCCAGGUGGAGUUUGUAUCAGCUGACAUUGAUGAGGACAUCAUCAAUAGGAUAUUCCGAAUCUGCAACAUGGCAAGACCACAAGAUGGGUAUCGUAUCGUCCAGCAUUUACAGUACAUUGGCUGGCCUGCCUACCGGGACACACCUCCUUCCAAACGCUCCCUUCUGAAGGUCGUCCGGCGACUAGAGAAGUGGCAGGAACAAUAUGAUGGGAGGGAUGGACGGACUGUUGUCCACUGCUUAAAUGGUGGUGGACGAAGUGGAACCUUCUGUGCUAUCUGCAGUGUUUGUGAAAUGAUCCAACAACAAAAUAUCAUUGAUGUGUUCCACAUAGUGAAAACAUUGCGGAACAACAAAUCCAAUAUGGUGGAAACGCUGGAUCAAUAUAAAUUUGUAUACGAAGUCGCACUGGAAUACUUAAGUUCAUUUUAGCCUAAUGGAACAGGGAACCCUCUGGUAUCUCAAAAGCUCCCUUUUCUCUGAAAGGCAGUAACCAGUGUAUAAGGAGUGAGAGACUGGACAGAUCCUGAUACCACAGAGAAGACUUGGGGACCCCUGCUUUCCCCUGUAGCACUUACUGCUUCAUCAAUGGUGUCUUGUUCACCCCAAGAAGCUUAGAGGCCAGAUGGGAGAGUUUCCUUUCUAAUGGCCCUAUGUCUGCAGCACCAUGUUGGAUCUCCCUCACCUGCACCUGGAGCAAUUGGAAUUUCUGAUCCCAAAGCUCUUGCUUCUUUUGUUCUUUUCAAGUUUGUGAAUCUCAUGUUACUGUCUUUUGGAAAAGCCAAACUCAAUGGAGGCAGAGACAUGGAAGGAAGGAGGCAUGUGGGUCCUCUGCAUCAUCCCUAUCAUAUGGGGGUAGAUUAUAAAGAGCACAGAUCCCUUAUCUUGUGUAAGGGAGUCAAGUCCCUUAAGGUCAUUGGUCUGUUGUCUUCUCCUUCUGGAUCCCCGGCACCCCCAAGCCCAAUGACCUGCCCUGACCCGACUGGACCAAGCCUCCACAUGCCAUUGCUGCCGCAGUGCUGGACUUUGGUGCAUCCUCAGCGCGUCGCACACACACAACCUGCAUGUGGUCCUGUUCCAUGGCCAUCCCCCUCAGCUUUGACCUCAGCUUUCUGUCCUGUUAACAGAACCAGGGCCAAACGCAGAAUCCUGUUCAUAUUAUUUUCUGGGCUUUUGUGGUCAGUUGGGGGGAUGCUCAAAAGCUUGUCAGUCCUUCUGUGUGUGUCCUAGAUUGUGCCUGCCUCUUGUGUUGCCAGUCAGGCAUCUUGACCCCUGAAACUUCAGGGGACUCCUAAGUGGUGGUCUACUGAGUUUCUAUGAUGAUGUCACCCCUGUGAAGGGGACAGAGUAUUUUUCAACAGUGUACCUGAAAAGAAAAUGAUUUUUUCAAUGUAAAAAAAAAAGUUCAUUUUAGCCUAGUGGAAUGUAAUAGUUUCUCAUCUCAUAAAAAUGGAAAUGUUUGAAGGAUAUGUCUAGAACUUGUGUUAGCUGAUAAUGCGGGGUUUGGAAGGUUGGGUAAUGCAUCCAAACAAGAUUAGAUACAAACUGGGACUGUGAGUUAGUUUUGGUGAGUCCUUUGGCCUGUACUGUGGCUGUGCUUUGUUUCUUUUUCUAUCAAAUUCUUUUUUAAAUAGCACUACAAAGUAGAGGGAGGAACAGAGGAGACAGGACCCAUGGCCUGCUACCAUCUUGGUAAAGACAAUAUAUGGAUGUCAUUGCUCCAUUUGCUUUCUGACCUGUUAGGGAGUGGAAAGGAUCAGCUCUGAGCCCCAAGUACAGGGUAGGCCCUUUGAAGAUCUUUUUUCUCAGUUUUUAAUUUCUAAAUCUCCAGAUGUCUGGUAAAGAUUUCAAGGUACAUUAUUCCCAUAAACAAACAUAAUACAAAUAAUUCCAUAUGCCUCUGAAUUUGGUAUCUUGUAAAUGAAAAGUCAUUUUUAUAAUGCCAUUUCCGUAGCUGAGUCUCAGUUUUCUAGUUUGGUGACCCACUAGAUCCUAGGCAAAUAGCAGCUGUGGUGUGCUGUUUGUGUAAUAAUCCCUAUACUUUCCUGAUCCUCCAGCUGGGGGGAGAGAAACACUUUCUAGUCAUGGCCCAAGCAGCUCCCUUGGCAUCUGUCUGAUAAAGCACAAAGGUAAGGAGGAACAGAGACACGGAGAGAACUGUGUUCCUCGGGGAACCAGACUGACCAUGGCUCCCCUCUGGCUUAUGUUCUUUCCCUAUUGCUUCUACCUUCCCACUCUCCUAUCUUCCUGAAACCUAAACUUCCUUUCCUAAGAUUCUAAGACUUUUAUUCUGAAAGAAGAGAUAAGUCUUAUAAUUAAUCAAUAAAAAGCAUUUAUUAAGCA
Molecule: messenger RNA, 6476 nt
Organism: Antechinus flavipes (yellow-footed antechinus)
Lineage: Eukaryota; Metazoa; Chordata; Mammalia; Dasyuromorphia; Dasyuridae
Gene: PTPRT
Product: protein tyrosine phosphatase receptor type T
Exons: 32
Coding region: 192-4565 (1457 amino acids)
Biological process (GO): protein dephosphorylation
Cellular component (GO): membrane
Molecular function (GO): protein binding; protein tyrosine phosphatase activity
Source: RefSeq, a predicted model, not a curated record